Molecule: messenger RNA, 1819 nt
Organism: Ipomoea triloba (trilobed morning glory)
Lineage: Eukaryota; Viridiplantae; Streptophyta; Magnoliopsida; Solanales; Convolvulaceae
Product: shaggy-related protein kinase eta-like
Exons: 13
Coding region: 180-1358 (392 amino acids)
Biological process (GO): signal transduction; protein phosphorylation
Cellular component (GO): cytoplasm
Molecular function (GO): ATP binding; protein serine/threonine kinase activity
Source: RefSeq, a predicted model, not a curated record
GCAGAAUCCAACGGACAAUCACCUUCUCCAGCACCACCACGACCAAGGCGGAGCAGCUGGUGUCAGGCAGGUGACAGCCGCCGCCGCUAGGCGGCCGGAGGCGGAGCCCGAGAAGGGCUUACUAAUUGUGCUUCGAUCUAGCUCGAGAGCUUCGAUUUUCGUUCGAUCUCCGAGUUUCGAUGAUGCGCGGAUAUCGGAAGUGCUCGCCGGAAGCUAAGCUGGAGGGUAUUUCGGUGGAAAUGCCAACUAGUGUAGUUGAAGGAAAUGGUGCUGUCACUGGUCACAUUAUAUCCACCACAAUUGGAGGCAAGGACGGAGAGCCCAAAAGGACAAUUAGUUACAUGGCAGAACGGGUUGUGGGCACUGGAUCAUUCGGAAUAGUUUUUCAGGCAAAGUGCUUGGAAACUCGGGAGACUGUAGCAAUAAAGAAAGUUCUGCAGGAUAGACGUUUCAAGAAUCGUGAACUACAAUUAAUGCGCUUGAUGGAUCAUCCGAAUGUUGUUUCUUUAAAGCAUUGCUUCUUUUCUACAACUGCCCGAGAUGAACUUUUCCUUAAUCUAGUAAUGGAUUAUGUCCCUGAGAGUUUGUAUAACGUUUUAAGGCAUUACACUAAUUCAAAUCAGAGAAUGCCCCUCAUAUAUGUCAAACUUUAUACAUAUCAGAUUUUAAGAGGCUUGGCUUAUAUGCACAACGUUCCAGGGGUCUGCCAUAGAGAUGUGAAACCCCAAAAUCUUUUGGUUGAUCCUCUCACCCAUCAACUCAAGAUCUGUGACUUUGGAAGUGCAAAAGUUUUGAUCAAGGGUGAAGCUAAUAUUUCAUACAUCUGCUCUCGUUACUACCGGGCUCCAGAACUUAUAUUUGGUGCAACGGAAUACACAACAUCAAUUGAUAUUUGGUCAGCCGGUUGCGUUCUUGCUGAGCUUCUUCUGGGACAGCCACUAUUCCCCGGAGAAAAUGCAGUAGAUCAACUUGUAGAAAUUAUCAAGGUGCUUGGUACUCCAACUCGAGAAGAAAUUCGAUGUAUGAACCCAAAUUAUACUGAUUUUAGGUUCCCUCAAAUUAAAGCUCAUCCCUGGCACAAGGUUUUCCACAAACGAAUGCCCCCUGAAGCAAUUGAUCUUGCUUCGCGCCUUCUCCAGUAUUCACCAAGUUUUCGUUGUUCUGCUCUUGAAGCAUGUUCACAUCCCUUCUUUGCUGAGCUUCGGGAGCCUAAUGCCCGCCUUCCUAAUGGCCGCCCUCUCCCCCCGCUUUUCAACUUCAAACAGGAAAUAGCUGGAGCUUCACCUGAGUUGAUCAACCGGUUGAUUCCAGAGCACGUUCGACGGCAAACUGGUUACCAUUUCGCCCACCCUACAUAAUUUAUUGAUAGAGGGUAGAAGUACCUAUCUGGAAUUGAAGUACUUAGGAGGUAUGGAUGUGAAGUUAUCGCGCAAGCCCUUCAUCAAUUAAUGUAACCAAGGUGUUUUGCCCGACCCGCUGCAACUAUCUACACCCGUUAAACUUGCACGCUUGUACUCGCCCCAUCCGGCUCCCCGAGAAACUGGCUGAUGCUGUCUUCUGCAUCAUCACAUCAGCUAGAGUAGCCUACUUCUUUGCUCAUGUACAUCAUUUUGAUCAAGGGUUUUUAGUGAUUUAGGAUACAAUAUAUAUAUUAUAAUGUCUAGUUAGACAGACAGGCUGGAGAAGUGUCUGUGAGAGGUUUAUUGUAGUUUGGUUUGUGCUUUUUCACAUGAUGUUGUUCCUAGUAAUGUAAACCUAUGGGAUUCUCAUGUCUAGAGUUGGCUUAGAAGUUUAAUGCUUUCUUCCUCAUAUUCCCCAA